This is a messenger RNA of Penaeus chinensis, 696 nucleotides long. RefSeq names its product titin-like. The transcript is spliced from 7 exons. Bases 1 to 696 code for a protein of 231 amino acids. NCBI's taxonomy places the organism in Eukaryota, Metazoa, Arthropoda, Malacostraca, Decapoda, Penaeidae. The record is from RefSeq and is a predicted model, not a curated record.
AUGUCGAGAACCCAAGGUACUGAGGAAAUCGCGAGGAACCAAGGUGACGAGGAAUCUCGAGGAACCCAAGGUACUGGGAAUCGUCGAAGAACCAAGGAACGAGGAAUCGUCGAGGACAAAGUAACGAGAAUCGUCGAGAACCAAGUACUGAGGAAAUCUCGAGGAACCAAGGUAAUGAGGAAUCGUCGAGAACCCAAGGUGACAGGAAAUCGUCGAGAACCCAAGGUGAAGAAAUCGUCGAGGACCAAGGUAACUGAGGAAACCAGGACCAAGUUGAUGAUCGAGUGUACAAAUCGUCGAGGAACCAAGGUAGAGAAAUCGUCGAGGAAAUCGAGGACCCAAGGUAACGAGGAAAUGUCGAGGAACCCAAGGAACGAGGAAAUCGUCGAGAACAAGGUAACUGAGGAAAUUGUCGAUGAAACUUUCGAGGUACGCAAGGUGACUGAGGAACCCGUCGAGGAUCCCAAGGUGACAUGGAAGAGACUGCGGAGACAACUCGUCGAGGAACCCAAGGUAACUGAGGAAAUCGUCGUGGAUCCCAAGGUGACUAAGGAAAUCGUCAAGGAACCCAAGGUAACUGAGGAAAUUGUCGAGGAAACUUUCGAGGUACGCAAGGUGACUGAGGAACCCGUCGAGGAUCCCAAGGUGACAUGGAAGAGACUGCGGAGACAACUGGGAGCCCAAGGAUCCUCUUGA